AUGGCAAAGAAGGUUUCCAUAAAACCGCGAGUUGGAGCCACCCUGGGGUUUGCCCAGUAUCUGCCGAAGGAGCACAAGCUGUACUCUCGCGAGGAGCUCUUUGAAAACAUGUGCAUGGCCCUUGGUGGCAGGGUUUCAGAGUCUAUCACUUUCAACAAAGUUACGACAGGUGCUGAAAAUGACUUGAAAAAGGUUUCAGAACUAGCCUACAAUAUGAUCCGCAAGUAUGGCAUGGGAGAAUCCAUUGGCUUGAUUUCCUUCGAGAUGGAAGGUUCGGACUCCCAAAUGAUUACCAAACCUUAUAGCAAUAAGAUGGCCACCAUGAUAGAUGAGGAAGCUAGAAAGAUGGUGGCAGAAGCUUAUAAAACCACAGAAAAAAUGCUCCUUGAUAACAGAGAGAAGUUAAAAUUGCUUGCUGAGACCCUUUUGAAACAAGAAUCACUGACGUAUGAACAAGUGAAAGAUCUGAUAGGUCCCCCACCGUAUGGAGAGAAGCAGACAAUUUCCAUUGCUGAUGACCUUGACAUUGAACCCCCAGGACCCCCUCAAAAUGCACCUUCGCAACCAGAACCUUAACUGGGGUUGCCGAGAUGACUUUCAGAAGCUAACUGAAUUCUUCAUCCUGUGGCAAAAAUUAUGAAAAGACCUGAGGAGUCAUCUGGUACAAUUUCACCUUCAGACUUUUUAAAAGUUGGUUAAAAAUUUUGUAUGCUGAGACAGAAUUAUAAACAAUGAAUUCAGCAGUUAAUUGGGGAGGGGCAGGAAACAGUUUAUAAUUGAAAUGAGGAGAGCAUAAAUGUGUAUUAAGUAAGAGACAUAAAUGUACAAUACCAAGCAGCUGCAAGUUGUGUUGAAUGCAAAUUAGUUUUAAUAAAAACAA
This is a messenger RNA of Lingula anatina, 880 nucleotides long. Its product is annotated as mitochondrial inner membrane m-AAA protease component paraplegin. NCBI's taxonomy places the organism in Eukaryota, Metazoa, Brachiopoda, Lingulata, Lingulida, Lingulidae. Gene Ontology annotation, cellular component: m-AAA complex. Gene Ontology annotation, molecular function: ATP hydrolysis activity; ATP binding; ATP-dependent peptidase activity. Gene Ontology annotation, biological process: mitochondrial protein processing. The record is from RefSeq and is a predicted model, not a curated record.